GCCGCUCGGAGGCGCAACUCCCGGGGCGCAAGAGAGAGGAAGGAGGCCGGAGGAGAGCAGCGCCUGGCGGGCUUUCUGUUCCCGGCGCCGAACAAAAGGGGGAGGAGGGCAUGUGCAAAGGCGAGGGGGGGGGUUGUUGUCUCUCCUUCCCUCCCUCCCUCCUUCCCCACGAGUCCCAUCCUCGCCGCGAAGCGCAUGAGCGAGGCGCGCCCUGCCGGGGAGCAGAGCAAAGCAGAGCGCAGCGCGCGCGCGCAGCCGGUGGACGCCGCCGAAGGAAGGGACCAGCCAGGGCGGCCGGCGAAGCGCGGAUCGCCGCUCCUCCUGCGGGUAACGUUGCAGCGGGGAUCCGGGCGGGCAGACAUUCUGGGCCCAUAACCCCUGAGGGUGAGUCCGUCGUUCGGGCUGAAAAUUCAUCAUCCACUCUAGGUAGCUGAGUGAAGAAUAAGCCAUGCCUGUCCUGUCAGAAGAUUCAGGUUUGCACGAGACCCUCGCCCUCCUGACGUCACAGCUGAGACCCGACUCCAACCACAAGGAGGAAAUGGUGUUCCUGAGAGACAUCUUCAGCGAAAGGAGUCUCAGCUAUUUAAUGAAGAUUCACGAAAAGUUGUGCCAUUAUGAAAGGCAGAGCCCGGUCCCAGUUCUGCACAGCGCCUCGGCUCUAGCUGAAGACGUUAUAGAGGAAUUGCAGACUACGCCAAUGAAUAAUGACGAAAAAGAGCUGCUGCAGUUGCUUUCCACUCCUCAUCUCAGGGCCAUGCUUGCUGUCCACGACACAGUUGCCCAGAAGAAUUUUGACCCUGUCCUCCCUCCUUUGCCGGACAACAUUGAUGAAGAUUUCGACGAGGAGUCUGUGAAAAUAGUUCGCCUGGUGAAGAAUAAAGAGCCUUUGGGUGCGACGAUCAGGCGGGAUGAGCACACCGGAGCUGUGAUCGUGGCGCGGAUCAUGAGGGGAGGGGCUGCUGAUCGUAGCGGUCUUGUUCAUGUUGGAGACGAGCUGCGGGAAGUCAACGGGGUUGCUGUGCUUCACAAACGACCGGAAGAAAUUAGUCAGAUUUUGGCGCAGUCCCAGGGGUCGAUAACGCUGAAAAUAAUCCCGGCUGUCAAAGAAGAAGAUCGCCUGAAAGAAAGCAAGGUGUUCAUGAGAGCCCUCUUCUCCUACAACCCAAAAGAGGAUAAAGCAAUCCCAUGCCAGGAGGCCGGGCUGCCAUUUCAGAAAAGGCACAUCUUGGAGGUGGUGAGCCAGGACGACCCGACGUGGUGGCAGGCCAAACGUGUGGGCGACACGAAUCUCCGGGCAGGGCUGAUCCCCUCAAAGCAGUUCCAAGAAAGGCGUCUGAUGUACAGAAGGACCAUUGGAGCGCUGCACAAUGCCAGAAGCGUCGCAAAACCGCUCUGUGAGUCACCGCGAAACCUUUCCCUCGUUUGUUUAGUGUGGCUUGUGUUUCCGCUACAUCUGGCUUUCCUUUCUUUUUUCCCAAACCGGGCUUCUUUUGUGAGGCUUUGCAGUGCCGUCCUUGAAAGGUGCAGAGACACCGGGAGCCUGAAGAAUGGCUGUGUUUGCCAUUCAGGCGCAGUCCCAGGGGUCGAUAACGCUGAAAUAAUCCCGGCUGUCAAAGAAGAAGAUCGCCUGAAAGAAAGCAAGGUGUUCAUGAGAGCCCUCUUCUCCUACAACCCAAAAGAGGAUAAAGCAAUCCCAUGCCAGGAGGCCGGGCUGCCAUUUCAGAAAAGGCACAUCUUGGAGGUGGUGAGCCAGGACGACCCGACGUGGUGGCAGGCCAAACGUGUGGGCGACACGAAUCUCCGGGCAGGGCUGAUCCCCUCAAAGCAGUUCCAAGAAAGGCGUCUGAUGUACAGAAGGACCAUUGGAGCGCUGCACAAUGCCAGAAGCGUCGCAAAACCGCUCUACGAUCAAUCUUCUGAGAAAGAAGACUGUGAUUGCGAAGGAUACUUCAAUGGGCAAUAUAUAGCUGGCUUGAGACGGAGUUUCCGGCUGAGUCGAAAGGAGAAGCAAAAUGGCCAAAGUGAAGCCAAGCAGGUUGAACAGCCUCACCCCUCGGAGCUCCUCACCUACGAGGAAGUGGUGAAAUACCAGCAGCAGCCAGGAGAAAGAAAGAGGCUGGUGGUUUUGAUUGGUUCUUUGGGGUCCCGUUUGAACGAGCUCAAGCAGAAGGUGGUGGCAGAGAACCCGCAGGAGUACGGCGUUGCCGUGCCACGUGAGUAAACCCUGCUUUUCUUUUCUUUUCCAUGGCAAAAU
This is a messenger RNA of Podarcis muralis (Common wall lizard), 2254 nucleotides long. The record is from RefSeq and is a predicted model, not a curated record. NCBI's taxonomy places the organism in Eukaryota, Metazoa, Chordata, Lepidosauria, Squamata, Lacertidae.